Molecule: messenger RNA, 192 nt
Organism: Cetraspora pellucida
Lineage: Eukaryota; Fungi; Glomeromycota; Glomeromycetes; Diversisporales; Gigasporaceae
Source: the annotation of a GenBank genome assembly
AUGUUAAAACCUUCUGACAUUCUUGGUGUUAAAGAUAUGAGUGGCCAUGGUGGUGGUGAUUUAGCUUUAAUGCGAUCAUUUAUUUAUUCUAUUGGCGAAUCAUUAUUUGAUUUAAAAGAUAUAAGCAAUCGUAUAAAAUCUGGUGUUCAACAAACUUUUGAUUCUAAUAGUAGAGACAUAAAGAGCUUAUAG